AGAGGUUAGGGCCCUAGGUUGGUGGGGUCAGAAGUAAAAUGGACUCCUAGUCCCGGGCCUGCUGGGGAUGCGGGGCGCCGUGAUUUCUGAUCCCUAAUCUGACUGAUCAUUGUGAUGGAACAAGAGCAAAAACUAUUGGUCUCAGAUUCUAAUGGCUUCACAAAGGAGAGUUUGAAAAGCACUAUUACAGGAGAUGAAAGUAAGAAUAAUUUGAAAACUGUUCAGUGCAGUAACUCCAAGGCAGAUAAAGAGAGAGCCUCAAAAUGGUCUAGAAGUGAUGGCCCAGAAAACUGUAAGGAUGAAGGCACAAAAGAAAUACUGUUGACAGGGUCCCAAGGAGGUAAAACUGAAUGUGAUGAUUCCUCUGAGAAUGAUAGCAACUUGGAGAAUCAGGGAAAUUGUACAGAAAAAGAGGAGGAACAACCCAGUCACUGGGGAUGGAGUCCAGGAGAACAUACUGGGCCUGCUGGCCAACAGAACCCAUCCUUUGGGGACAAACCCUACAAAUGUUCUGAAUGUUGGAAAAGCUUCAGUAAUAGUUCUCAUCUUCGAACUCACCAGAGGACCCACUCAGGAGAAAAACCUUACAGAUGUUCUGAGUGUGAGAAGUGCUUCAGUAACAGCUCUCACUUGAUUCAGCACCUGAGAAUACACACAGGCGAGAAGCCCUACCAAUGUGGUGAAUGUGGGAAAAGCUUCAGCAACACUUCCCAUCUUAUUAUCCAUGAAAGAACUCACACGGGAGAGAAACCCUAUAAAUGUCCUGAGUGUGUGAAGAGUUUCAGCAGCAGCUCUCACCUUAUUCAGCAUCACCGAUCACAUACAGGUGAAAAACCAUAUGAAUGUCCGGUUUGUGGGAAAUGCUUCAGCCAUAGUUAUGUGCUUGUAGAACAUCAGAGGACCCACACUGGAGAAAAACCUUAUAAGUGCCCCGACUGUGGGAAGAGUUUUAGUCAGAGCUCUAGUCUGAUUCGUCACCAGCGGACACACACUGGUGAGAAGCCCUAUAAAUGUCCUGAAUGUGGAAAAAGCUUUGGUUGUAAUUCUACUCUAAUCAAGCAUCAGAGAAUACAUACAGGAGAAAAACCCUAUCAGUGUAUAGAAUGUGGGAAGAAUUUCACUCGAAGUUCAAACCUGGUUACACAUCAGAAAAUGCACACAGAUGACAAAACCUAUCAAAGUUCUGAAUAUGAAGAAAGUUUGAGUCAGAACUAUAGCCUAAUAGAAGAAUGCAGAAUCCAGCCAGGAGAGAAGCCAUAUAAAUGUUAUGAAUGUGGAAAGAGUUUUGGCCUCAGCUCUCAUCUCAUAAGACAUCAGAGAACACAUACAGGAGAAAAACCUUACAGAUGUUCUGAGUGUUGGAAAACUUUUAGUCAGAGUUCCACCCUGGUGAUUCACCAAAGGACACACACGGGAGAGAAACCUUAUAAAUGUCCUGACUGUGGUGAGUGCUUCAGUCAGAGCUUUAACCUUAUCAGGCACCGGAGGACCCACAUGGGAGAAAAACCUUACAAAUGUACUGACUGUGAGAAAUGCUUCAGCCGAAGUGCCUACCUCAGUCAGCAUCGGAAAAUUCAUGUAGGAAAAUCUUUUGAGUCUCCUAAAAUGGAAGAUUUUCCUCAUGAAUGGACUUGGAAAAACUAUUCUGGGGAAAUGGCACUCAUCCCUUCAUUUACGAUCCCAAGUUCAUCUCCCUCCUGA
Budorcas taxicolor (takin) is the source of this 1701-nucleotide messenger RNA. RefSeq names its product zinc finger protein 572 (gene ZNF572). Lineage: Eukaryota; Metazoa; Chordata; Mammalia; Artiodactyla; Bovidae. The coding region runs from base 115 to 1701 and encodes 528 amino acids. The record is from RefSeq and is a predicted model, not a curated record. Gene Ontology annotation, cellular component: nucleus. Gene Ontology annotation, molecular function: DNA-binding transcription factor activity, RNA polymerase II-specific; RNA polymerase II cis-regulatory region sequence-specific DNA binding. The transcript has 3 exons. Gene Ontology annotation, biological process: central nervous system development; regulation of transcription by RNA polymerase II.